AUGGUAUUAAAAACUUUCAUCAAUUAUCUUAUCAAUAAAUAUCUUAAAAAUUAUAUUGAACGAUUUGACUAUGACAAAGUAAAACUAAAUUUGACAAGUGGAAAGAUCUGCUUGGAGAAUCUUCGUGUAAAGCCAGACGCUCUAGCCUAUCUCAAUAUUCCUGUAACGGUGGCCGUUGGAUAUUUAGAACAACUGAAAGUGUCUAUACCAUGGAACGCUCUUACUUCGAGUCCAACAGAAAUUCACAUUGAAGGACUCUAUUUAUUGAUUGUGCCCAAAAAUGAAAUGAGUCAAGAUUUGAGCGAACACUACGCAGACAAAUUUAAACGGGUUCAACAAAAAUUGGACAAUUUGCGAAAAACUGCAUCAGACAAUCUAGCACAUGACAAUAAGGAAACUGCAUUUGUUGAACGAAUGAGAUUUCAAGUUAUGGCAAACUUAGUUUUAACAAUUCGGAAUUUGCACAUUAGUUAUGAAAUGAAAUCUCCAACUAAAUUGGGACAUCCAUUCUCGUUUGGCGUCACCCUUCAUUAUCUUGAAUUGACCACAGCAACUGGCAUCAAAUCAAAUAAACAAAUUAAGGAAGAGAAACUUCUAAUAUAUAGGCUGAAUGAAAUGAACUCUAUGUCAAUCUAUUGGAAUGCAAAUUGUAAAUCAAGACUUGACAUGCCAGUCAAAGAUGUUCUGGAUGAUCUAAAAUCCAAAAUAGCGACGAAUAAUUUUAUACCAAACGACAACGAAAUGAAAUAUAUUCUUCGUCCUUCCAAUAUUAUGACUGAGUCAUUAGUGACAUUAAAACCUAAACAACAUCAUUAUGAACGAUCAAAAUUAACUUUUAGUAUUCAAAUUCCAAAACUGAAUUUUUAUAUCAAUUCAGAACAAAUUUCUGAUAUACUUGAUUUUAUCAAAUUUCAAAAUUAUACAACUAUCUAUGAUCGAUGUCGUGAGUAUCGUGAACUGCUAUUGCAAGAUUCACUCGGUGUCCAAACAUUAACACCAGAACAACAGCAACACAUUCAGUUUCUUGAAUCAAAGCUGGACAUUUUUCAUCUCGCUUAUAUUCGUCAUAAAGUUGAGAUAGAAUGUAGCCGUUUUCCUUCAAACAUGGAAAUGAAUGAUAUUGAUCAAGAACAACAGAUGAUUACAAGUCAAGUGCCUCUCAACAUUGCUGUUCAAAAUAAUAAUACAGAUCAUCAUCGUAAUCGAUUCAAUUCAUGGUCUAAAAUGAAAACUAGUUUCGGUAAUUUAACUAAAAUUCAUCAACACAUGAGAAAAACAACUACAACAAAUAAUCUAACAGAAAGAGAAGUUUUAUUUGAAGAUUUGCCCAAUAUCGAUUUUGAAAUACACUGCAGCAAAUUUGAUCUUAAUCUCUUAUCAUCGACUACAAAUGCUAGAUUGAUUCCGAACAGAACUGGUGACGAAAUAAUUGCUUUCAUUACCAUAACUGAUGUUCGAGUCAGCAUGAAGAAAAUGUGUAUUACAUCCAGAAUCGAAUGCAAGGGUGAUAUUGACUCUGUUCACGUAUUUGGGAUGGAUCGUGAAGAAGAAUAUCGACCCAUAUUAAUAAAACCAUCAUCUUCAUCAUCAUAUCCACUUGUGCAUUUUGAGUUUGAAUUAUUUUCUGUGAAUCCACAAGCAGACAAUCGCUUUCAUUUGACUAUCGAACCAAUACAUCUUAUCUAUGAUGCUCCUUCAGUUAACCAACUUGUCGAUUGCUUUGAAGCAAAUGGCAAUGUUAUCUGGCAACCAGCAUCAGCAAAAUUACAACAUAUCUCAAUGACUAGGAAACAGAAAUUAUCAUAUAAGAAAAUCUUCGACAUGACCAUCAACUUUAAAGGAGUAUCGGUUCUUCUACCGGAGUUUGGAGUCCAUCAACAAGGUUUUGGAAUGAUUUACAUUCAUUUUGGCAAUAUAUUGCUCAAGUCAUGUCUCGAUACAAGCGAUGAAGAUAUCGAUAGAUCUUUAUUUAAGAUCAAGUAUGAUGAACAACGAUUCUAUGCAAAAUACAAAUUAGAAUUGUGCGAUCUAAGAAUAAUCUAUUCUAAGCCAAACAGGAAACGACUACAUAUUCUCCGACGAACAUCAUUAAUCGAUAUAAACUUUUAUAGGUAUAUCGCUUCGAAUGCUUCAAAUUCAACAAAUUGGCGUAUUGAUUUAAAGAUCGUCAUGGGUGAUAUACAGUUAUCUAAGAAAACUCUAACGAAAAUAAUUUUGCAUUUAAAAUCUUUGCCAUUGAUUUAUUCAAACAUUAGUAUCAUAGUAAAACGAAUCAACUUUUACUUCACUCUUUUUUCGCCAUGUACAAUUGUGGUAAGCGAUCUGUCAAUCUACAAUUGUUGUCUUCGACUUCUUAUGCUUCCGCAAACAUCAGUUAGAUCUGAUUUUCAUAUUUAUUUAACAACGGCCAGAGACCAAGACUUUACUAACACGAAUACAUCUGUUGCUUUAAAUGAACCAAAGAUGAUGCAACAUAUUACUGAAAAAUCAAAACAGUCGACACGAUUAUUUUAUCGAGGUGAAAAUAUCGAAUUGGUAUAUUAUAAUUCUUAUACAAAAUUAUGA
Rotaria socialis is the source of this 2565-nucleotide messenger RNA. NCBI's taxonomy places the organism in Eukaryota, Metazoa, Rotifera, Eurotatoria, Philodinida, Philodinidae. The record is from the annotation of a GenBank genome assembly.